Syngnathoides biaculeatus (alligator pipefish) is the source of this 8572-nucleotide messenger RNA. Its product is annotated as cAMP-specific 3',5'-cyclic phosphodiesterase 4D-like. The coding region runs from base 1044 to 3452 and encodes 802 amino acids. The record is from RefSeq and is a predicted model, not a curated record. Gene Ontology annotation, biological process: signal transduction. The transcript is spliced from 15 exons. Gene Ontology annotation, cellular component: perinuclear region of cytoplasm; cytosol; nucleus. Lineage: Eukaryota; Metazoa; Chordata; Actinopteri; Syngnathiformes; Syngnathidae. Gene Ontology annotation, molecular function: 3',5'-cyclic-AMP phosphodiesterase activity.
UCUUAUGGAAUACAGUUGUAGUUUUCCAUGAUAUUGUAUUCAACCAAAGUUCAGCAAAGGAAGAAAGUCAGCUUUUCACGCGUAGAUUUCAAAAACGCAUCUGUAUUUUCAUAAUAUUAUGGCAGUGAUGAUCAUAAUAAUCAAUCAUCCAAUCAUAUUGGUGCUUUUCAUUAACAAAGGUGGAGAGAGCGGAGUUUAUGAUGAUUCUUCCUUUGGCCUUUUUGGAAACUUUUACUGAAAAGAAGAAUUCAACCAACUAACCAGGCGUUAAACUCAAUUUCUGGCAGAUUGUUUUAUUAUUUUUGCCCAGUGUUUCUAACCAAUCUCCGAUUUUGGGCUGUAUUCGUUCGUCCAGUAUGAGAAUGACCUAAAGUGCUACUUUUUUUUUUUUUUUUUGUCCCGUCGUCAAGUCAUUUGUAUGCACUUCGCAGCCAGAAGAUUCAAGAUUGUCUCCUGUUCGUAACCCGAAUGGCAUUCGGAGCAGCGGGCUCAUUUCCAGCUCUUGAGUGUCGUGUAACGAUUGGGCCAAGUGGCCGUCUGCCCACAGCCGCCAUGUGCCUUCGGAACUCUCGGGAUAGCAGGGGAGGUGCUCUGGGUGGGUCUCUCAUGAUUAAUGUAUAACCCUGCUUGCUUUCCUAUAUUUGCCGUCGGAUGUGGACCGUGCACAGGAGCACUCGAGCAGGGGAGAAACCCGACAUGUUUUUUUUUCCUCCCCCCCUUCCAAGUUGAUUGUUUUUGCACAAUAAGCGGUGCACGUGUAUUAUUGUUUCCUGGACUGAACAUGUGACACCUUUUUUUUUUUUUUGCCGGAGUGGGCGUGAAUGUAAACUUCGGGGACACUUUUUUGGGGAAAAAAAAAAUGCAACUUUGGACCCCUUCAAGUUAAGAGCACGUGGAUGUAAAAUGAAUGGAGAGGAAAUGUAUGGAGUUUAAGAAGCCUUAAAGUUUGCCGAAACUACUGAUUCGGGCAGACAUUUGCAUUUGAAUGCACCCUAAAUAGCGUUUAAAAAAAAAAAAAAAAGAGAGGAAAGCUAAGGGGUGAGAUGGAGCAAGGCAAAGUGGGCACGCAGCCGUCGGUGGCCGGCGGCGGCGUGGGAGCCGCCGGCGUGAGUGCAAAGGCGCCCAAACAUCUGUGGAGGCAGCAGAACCAGGCUGCGCUCUCGCCGCUCCAUCACGCUCUCCUAGUGCGCAAGAGCCACCAGCGCGUCAGACAGCGAGGCUUCUCCGACACCGAGCGGUACCUCAGCCCCCUCAACAUGGACCGGACGUACGCCGUGGACACGGGACACCGACCCGGACUGAAGAAAUCGCGCAUGUCGUGGCCGUCGUCCUUUCAAGGUCUUCGACGUUUCGACGUGGACAAUGGAACUUCGUCAGGUCGCAGCCCGCUGGACCCGAUGGCCAGUCCCGGAUCGGGUCUCAUCCUGCAGGCCAACUUCGUCCACAGCCAGAGGAGGGAGUCGUUCCUGUACCGCUCGGACAGCGACUACGACCUCUCGCCCAAGUCCAUGUCCCGAAACUCCUCCAUCGCCAGCGACAUCCAUGGUGACGACAUGAUUGUAACACCAUUUGCACAGGUCCUCGCCAGCCUAAGAACUGUACGGAAUAACUUUGGCGCGUUAACCAACCUGCAGCAAGACAGAGCGUCGAAUAAGAGAUCACCCAUGUGCAACCCACCACCCAUCACCAAGACAACCUUUACAGAGGAGGCCUACCAGAAACUGGCCACUGAGACUCUGGAGGAGCUAGACUGGUGCCUGGACCAGCUGGAGACCCUGCAGACCAGACAUUCAGUCAGCGAGAUGGCCUCCAAUAAGUUCAAGAGGAUGCUGAACAGGGAACUGACUCACCUCUCGGAGAUGAGUCGCUCUGGAAAUCAAGUGUCGGAGUUCAUCUCCAGCACCUUCCUAGACAAGCAGCACGAAGUGGAGAUGCCGUCGCCUCAGUCUCAGAAGGACAAGGAGAAGAAGAACAAGCCCAUGUCUCAGAUCAGCGGCGUGAAGAAGCUGCAGCACUCGUCCAGCCUCACCAACUCCAACAUCCCUCGCUUCGGCGUCAAGACGGAGACCGAGGACGAGCUGGGCAAGGAGCUGGAACACGUGAACAAAUGGGGCCUUAACGUUUUUAAGAUCUCGGAAUUCUCUGGGAAUCGGCCACUGACAGUCAUGAUGUACACCAUCUUCCAGGAGCGAGACUUGUUGAAAACGUUCAAAAUCCCGCUGGACACCUUCAUCACCUACCUGAUGACCUUAGAGGACCACUACCACGGCGACGUGGCCUACCACAACAACAUCCACGCCGCCGACGUCACCCAAUCCACCCACGUGCUGCUAUCCACGCCGGCGCUCGAGGCGGUGUUCACGGACCUGGAGAUCCUGGCCGCCAUCUUUGCCAGCGCCAUUCACGACGUGGACCACCCGGGAGUGUCUAAUCAGUUCCUCAUCAACACCAACUCGGAGCUGGCGUUGAUGUACAACGACGCCUCGGUGCUGGAGAACCAUCACCUGGCCGUGGGCUUCAAGCUUCUGCAGGAGGAGAACUGCGACAUCUUCCAGAACCUCACCAAAAAACAACGACAAUCACUGCGAAAGAUGGUCAUCGACAUUGUUUUGGCGACUGACAUGUCCAAGCACAUGAAUUUACUUGCGGACCUGAAAACCAUGGUGGAAACCAAAAAAGUGACCAGCUCGGGAGUCUUGCUGCUGGACAACUACUCGGACAGGAUACAGGUCCUGCAAAACAUGGUGCACUGCGCCGACCUGAGCAACCCCACCAAGCCCCUGCAGCUCUACAGGCAGUGGACCGACCGCAUCAUGGAGGAGUUCUUCAGCCAGGGUGACCGCGAGAGGGAGCGAGGCAUGGAGAUCAGCCCCAUGUGCGACAAACACAACGCCUCCGUCGAAAAAAGCCAGGUCGGCUUCAUCGACUACAUCGUACACCCCCUGUGGGAGACGUGGGCCGACCUGGUGCAUCCGGACGCUCAGGACAUUUUGGACAUGCUGGAGGACAACCGGGAGUGGUACCAAAGCACCAUCCCCCAAAGCCCCUCGCCCGCCCUGGACGAGGCCGAGGACGGCGGGCGGCACCCGGGCGGGGACAAGUUCCAGUUCGAGCUGACGCUGGAGGAGGACGGCGAGUCGGACACGGAGAAAGACAGCGGCAGCCAGCCGGAGGAGGAAGACGAAGAGGAGGAGGAGGAGGAGGAGGAGGAGGAAGAGGACGAGGGGGAAAAAAGCUGUACGGACUCCAAAACGCUUUGCACGCAGGACUCGGAAUGCACUGAAAUUCCAUUGGACGAGCAGGUGGCGGAGGAAGAGGAGGUAGCGGACGAGGGGGACACUUCCUGCUCACAGACGUGCGUCGCCGAGGACGGAGAAGAAGAGGAGGUGCUCGCGGAGGACAAGGAAGAAGAAGAGGAGGACGAGCAGGACGCAAAAACUCCUGACACAUAGCAGAGUAGGACGUGGUGAACUGUUCUUCUUAGUAAUGAUUAUUUAUAGAAUUUUUACUUUUGGCGGGGUGGGGGUGGGAGGGUGAGGUGUUCUGUCUUAUUUUUAUGUUCCCCGUCCCCCCGGCUCAGACAUCCCCUCGUAAGCCUGUUCUAGACUGGACCGCGCGAGCAAAACCUGAUGUGGGGCGGGGGGGUUGGAUUUGCCCACGUACUCCCGCCGGGCCGUCGGAACCGUACUCGAGUCCGCUUGACUCCAGAACGUUUGGUUCCGAUGCGUCCCCGAGUUCGGUUUCGAGAAAUCUGACCGGAUGGGCCCGGCACGGUUGGUUGUAGCCGUCUAAAUCCACGGUGCAAAAAUCAAACGUGAGGCCAAACCUACACAAUAUACGUGUCGGGCAGUAUUUUGUAUCAAAACAAUCAUCUUGGCGGUUAUUCGUGAUAACUGGAAUUGAAAAGAAAAAAGUCCACAACACACCCUCUCAUGAUCGCCGUCUCUCCUCUUGACAGCGACUCGCCAUCGGCGGUGAUGGCGAGUCGCCUUGCACAAUACAAAUGAACAGAAUGACUAAAAAUAAAGAGAAAAUAAACGCGCAAUAUGGAUGACGAAAUCAACAGAAACAAGUCAAUCUAUUCCAGUCACCCCCCCCCCAAAAAAAAAGUCCACAACACAGCACUUUGUCAUAUGAUUUCACUGAGGAAAAAAAAAGAUCUUCUCAAAAGACAAAACUGUCUGGAAAUAAGUACAAUAUCAUGUUUUCAUGAGAUAUAAAACAAAUUUAUGGAAUCAAAUAUGUGCCACGGUGGAUCAGCUGGAAAAGCAUUGACCGCACAGUUCUGAGGUCCCGGGUUUGAUCCCGUCCCCGCCUGUGUGGAGUUUGCAUGUUCUCCCCGUGCCUGCGUGGCUUUUCUCCGGGCGGGCACUCCGGUUUCCUCCCACAUCCCGAAAACAUGCGACAUUAAUUGGACACUCUAAAAUUGCCCCUAAGUGUGAUUGUGAGUGCGGCUGUUUUCUCUCCAUGUGCCCUGCGAUUGGCUGGCGACCAGUUCAGGGCGUACCCCACGGUCCUGCCCGUUGACAGCUCGGAUAGGCUCCAGUCCUUCCUGAGACCCUUGUGAGGAUAAGCGGCAAAGAAAAUGGAUGGAUGGAUGGAUGUAAAGUGAUCACAUUUUCAAUAGUUGCUACAAUUCACUGUCUAAAAUUCACCGUCCGUGCCACCAGGGAGAACAGCCAGCCAAUCGCAGUCACGUGACAUCACGUGACUAAGAAGGCGAAACUGGAUUGGCUGGCUGUUUGGUUCUGACCUGAAGUAACCCUGCCUGGUGGAAUUUCAGACAGCGAAUUGUAGCCGGUUGAAUUGUUAACAUUGAAAAGUUACAACAUACAAAAUACAACUAUUGAAAAUGUGAUGACAUUACAUUUCAAACUCAAAUUUUUUGUGGCAUUUGAAAUUCCAAUCCUGGUGGCACGUAUUGACUUCCACACAAAUUAACGUUGGUAAAAUUUUGCAGCGUACGCCGUCGCUCCCCUUUCGUGAUGACCGCCGCAUUGCACAUAGGAAAUAAAGACGAGGCGAGAGAUUCCUCAGACGAGCCCGGCCCGCUUUCAAACAGCCUCGCGCGUCAGUGUAGAACAGGCUUCGGGCGCACCUCCGUCCACUUGUGAGCUCCGCGCCAACGUCCCACCCGCACGUCUGCUUCAAACAGGCCGACUCCCCCGACCCCGGUACUCGCUCACUUUUUGUUUGUUUUGCACUCAGGAUAACUUUGUAUUCCUGUUCACAUGGAGGUGCCGUGUUCCCCCGAUCCAUCCCGUCUUGUCCCGUGGCGGGCGUUGUUUGCGCGUGCGACAGAAGAGCGAAAAAGACGGCCUUUCGAAACACAUUACGGAUGUGGAAGUCUUCCUUGGAAAGCGGAGCGAUGCUGUCAUCUUCUGAUAUUUUCUACAUAUUCUUUUAACCGGACGAGUGCGUAUGUGUGUUUUUUUUCCUUUUUUUUUUUGGGGGGGGGGGUGCGUAUGUGUUUGUGGGACUCUUCUGGGGUGUUUGCACUUGCUCCGAUAGCAUUUAUACUCCUUAAUCUACUCCCACUCGGCUAACUUGGUAGGACUAACUAUGACUUUUUAUUUUGACCAUGGAGAAAGUGAACUUCAAAAAAACAAAACAAAAAAAAUGUUGAAGUUGGUUGAAGCCUUUAAAUAUUAUUGUUGCCUACAGUUCUUUUAGAACACAUCCUGAAACAAUGCAAUGCUUUGUAGUCCAUACAACAACAACAAAAAAAGCACCUUUUUCUUUUCUGUCUUUUUUUUUCAUUUUUUAUUUUUUAUUGUAGACUAGUGCCCUACACAACUAGAAACCAUGCUUUAUGGUUAACGGGGUGAUUUAUGUUUUUUUUUUAUUGGUUUGUUGCUGUACCACUUCCUGUCUGUUUUGCUGUUAUUUUACUUCUGGUGCACUGACACCUUCAUGUGUCACCUAUUUUUUUUUUUUUUCAUUUUUUGUUGCCUUUUUUUUAUCCCAUUCAUGUUGUAUUCCAUUUGUUGUUUUCUUCCAUUUCAUUUUUUUCAUCUUCAUUUUUUAUUAACUUAAUUUCUUUUUCUUUUUUUUGUUUUAAUUUAGUUAUUCCCGUUAUAUUAGUAUGUUGAUUCAAUUUUAUUGUGUUUUUAUUCAAUUUUUUUUGUUUUUAGUUUGUUGCCUUUCUUUUAUGUUGAUUAACUUUUUAUUUUCAUUGUUUUUUUCCCCAGUUGGUUCUCUUUUUAAUUUAUUUGAUUCCCUUUUACUCUAACAUGCCAAGGUCUCAUGCACUCAUUUCAAAAUUUUUUAAACGCUUUUUUCCUCCCGCUUACACACAUUUAUUGCAAUAUUUGGUAUUUUCCCUCCAUUCAUUUGUAUCAUUUGAAGGUGGUACAGUAAAUCAGUGGUUGCAACACAGACGGGCUUGCCAGUUCAAAGAUCCAAAUAUGAAGUUUUGUUUUUCUUCUUUGAUGUACAUAACGUCUAAACAACAGUUACCCAAAAAAAAAGAAAGGAAAAAAAAACACACACUUGAAGACUACACACUGAUUUUUUUUUUCAAGUUAUGUUUUUUUUUUAAAUCUCUCAUUUUUGUGCCAAAUUUAUUUUCUCCUCUAUUUUAUUCUCACGCUCACCCAAUGCCCUUACCUGUAAUACGAUCUUUUUGAGUUUAAAUUGCUGUUUACAAACAUGAUAUUUAUUGUUGUAUAUAUACUAUAUAGUUAUUAUGAUUAAUGUUAUUACUAUCAUAACGCCGUUUGUUGUAAAUGGUCCACUCUUAAUCAUCCCUUUUGGUGAUGGUGUGGCUGGAAUCACGUACCUCUUGUUGAGAGAAUGUGUUUUGAGACAGAAAAAAAAAAAAAAUAAUAAUGAAUUUUUUUUUUUUUUAUGGUUGCUUGGGGAGGGGGAGCUCACCGAGGGCGGUAUAAGCCAAAUUAUUUUCUAAAAAAAAGCAACUGUUCGUUGGCCCAUGGGCUGUGCCUUAAAUUCAACACUCUCUGUCGCCCUUUUUCUUUCUUCUGCUGCUGCAUUAGCGACGGACGGUGGCCUAGAAGGACCAAGUUGCAAAACUGAAAACAAAUGUUCCUGUUUAGUGAGGCUGCAAUCGUAGCGUAACGGACAAAACUAUUAUGAGAUAAAAGUCACCGUUCAGUGAUUGCAUGAUAACUCGUUUACUGAAGGAGGGAAAACUUGAGCAUACAUUUGAAUUAUAUUAUUUUUGAAAAAAAAAAAUCAACAAACACAAAUUGGUAUUUACGACAAUGUGAGAUGGCGAUAAUGUAGUAAUAGAUUUUUUGUUGCAUUGUUGUGGCGUGGCGCUUCGUCAAAACGAAAUGGAAUGACGAGUAGCGGAAUGCCAAAUGUACAAAAUUACAUUGAGUGAAAUGUGUUUUUAUCCAUUAAUGCUUUUGAGAAAUAUGUACGGGAUAAGACAUGAUAGUCAACAAUGUUGAUUAGAAUAAAGUAACAACGACAAGUCAAGUCAAGUAGAAUCUUGAAUCUUAAAAAUCAGGUAAAGUACAACAACAAACAUUGCGACGUGAUUGAGUCCAAUGUAUUCACAAUACACAUUUACAAUAUUUAUGAAAACUAAGUAACGACAGUAGCCUCUGUCCUUGGCAAUAUUCACAAUAGCGAAACAUUGUAACGGGAUGUUAAAAUAAAUGUGUAGUAAACCAUUUUCAUCCUUGAAUUGGGCUAAAACGAGCUGCAACGCACUGCAACACUUUUAGAAACGUCGAUUAGCGCUUGUGAAAUCUUUGCUCAUUGUCCAAAUAUGAAAGUCGUAUCGUCCUUAACAGCGGUAAUAACAAUGUAAUAGAGCAUUGCUUUGGUUCAUCCGUGCGGUGCGUUUGUUCGAACAAAGUAAACGUCAACUGGCCCAAAUGUAAAUGUCGACGAUGUGUUUUUAUGAAUCGCCGUCACCACGCAACCUUCACUGCAUGUCCAUUUGUUGAGCGUUUUUGUUUCGGGUGCUUCUGGGCCGCCGCAGCAAAUGUCCUCACCUCUCGAUAAAUGGCCUUUUUUUUUUGUUUCGCUUCGGAAGCCAAACUUUUUCCCCAAGGAAAGCACACGCGCUUAGCGACACACACACACGUGCACGUUCAGCCGCUGCUGCAUUGAAUUUGGCUGAAAUGCUAACAGUGUGCGCGCGUCGCUAACGGACGCCCCUCCCCGGCAAUAGAACCAACCCGACGCUGCGGCCAACAGAGACUCUUCUUUUGACACAUAUACUGUAGACGCUAAACAGCCCUGGCCCAAUGGAAACAGUUUGUUCUUCUUUUUUUCUUAUUGUGUUCUAUUUUUUUAACGGUAUGAAAGAGGAGGGGAAAAAAAAAAACAAAUUUAAAAAGGAAAAGAAACAACAACAAAAAAAAAGGUCUUCAGGACAGGACAAUUAUUUUUCGGGGUCUUAUGUCUUUAGAAUGCGAACUUUCACAGGGCAAUUCCAAAUGUUAUUUUAUUGGAAUUCUCGUUGAUUGCAGUCUAUUGGAUAGCACUGUAGAACAUACAACUUUAUGGAUAAAAAAAAAGAAAAAAAAGAAUGAAAAAAAGUGUUUUUAUAUGCAAUGGAUUAAAUAAAAGCAUGGGUUGAUUCUGCCUAAUCUGG